This is a messenger RNA of Triticum turgidum subsp. durum (durum wheat), 864 nucleotides long. The record is from the annotation of a GenBank genome assembly. NCBI's taxonomy places the organism in Eukaryota, Viridiplantae, Streptophyta, Magnoliopsida, Poales, Poaceae.
AUGUCCGAUCUCCGCGCCCCGGAGCACCAGGUCGCCGGCCACCGCGCGGCGCCCGACAAGCUCGGGCCGCUCGUCGACGGCGCCGGCCUCUUCUACAAGCCGCUGCAGGCCCUCGACCGCGGCGAGCAGGAGCUCGCCUUCUACACGGCCUUCUCCGCCCACCCCGACGUGCCGCCCCGCAUCCGGGACACCUUCUUCCCGCGCUUCCACGGCACCCGCCUUCUCCCCACCGCCUCCUCCCCCGGCGAGUCCCACCCGCACCUCAUCCUCGACGACCUCCUCAAGGGCCUCGCCGCGCCCUCCGUCACCGACAUCAAGAUCGGCGCCUGCACGUGGCCCCCGCGCGCGCCGGAGCCCUACGUCACCAAGUGCCUCGCCAAGGACCGCGGCUCCACCAGCGUGCUCCUCGGCUUCCGCGUCUCGGGGGUCAUGGUAUCCGACGCCAGCGGCGCCGUCUGGCGCCCGGACAGGUCCGAGCUCAAGGGGACGGACAUCCCCGGCGUGCGCCGCAUGCUCCGCCGCUACGUGUCGUCCGCCGGCGGCGACGGCGGGGGCGAGGACUGCGCGCUCGCGGCGGCCGUGUACGGGGGCGAGGGCGGGGUCCUGGCGCAGCUGCGCGAGCUCAAGGCGUGGUUCGAGGUGCAGACGCUGUUCCACUUCUACUCGGCGUCGGUGCUGCUGAGCUACGACGCCAACGCGGUGACCGCGCCCGGCGGCGCGCCGAGGGUGAAGCUGGUGGACUUCGCGCAUGUGGUGGAGAGCGAGGGGGUGAUCGACCACAACUUCUUGGGCGGCCUCUGCUCCCUCAUCAAGUUCAUAGACGACAUUGUCUCUUCUGACAAGGCGCCUCCGGUUCAGGUCUGA